Molecule: messenger RNA, 2659 nt
Organism: Stylophora pistillata
Lineage: Eukaryota; Metazoa; Cnidaria; Anthozoa; Scleractinia; Pocilloporidae
Product: peroxisomal acyl-coenzyme A oxidase 1
Biological process (GO): lipid homeostasis; fatty acid beta-oxidation using acyl-CoA oxidase
Cellular component (GO): peroxisome
Molecular function (GO): acyl-CoA oxidase activity; FAD binding; fatty acid binding
Source: RefSeq, a predicted model, not a curated record
GUUGAAAUAAUCACGCGACAGCGCUCGCCGCUAGCUAUCCUUCUGCAUUGUGUCAUUUGCGUGCGAGGACCUUGUUAUACAAUUUGCGGCGCCAUGCAAUCUUCUUCGAUCAAAGUAAAUCCAGAUUUAACCAGGGAACGAGAGAAAGCCUCAUUCGAUCCAACCGAGUUAAUGUAUCUUCUUCACGGAGGACAACAGAAGACUGAACGGAAACAAUUCCUGGAGUCAUUGUUAGUGAAGGAUCCUGUAUUUGACAAAGAAGAUGCAUACAUCCUGAAUCGCAAACAUGGCUAUGAAAGGGCUUUACAGAGAGGACUACGGGUGCUUGAACUGUGUAAGGAACAUCAAAUCAAUGAUCCAGAUGAAAUUAUCUUAUUACAAAGGUUUGCUGGGACCAUAUUUCCAUUCCACUUGAGCAAAGUUAUGUUUAUUCCCACUUUAAAGGGCCAAGGAACUGAGGAACAAAAAGCCAAGUGGCUACCUCUGGCAGAAUCAAAUCAGAUCAUUGCAACUUAUGCACAGACUGAACUUGGUCAUGGGACUUUUAUUCGUGGGUUGGAGACUACGGCAACAUAUGAUAAAAACACGCAAGAGUUUGUUAUUCACUCACCAUCACUAUCUGCAUGCAAAUGGUGGCCUGGAAUGUUGGGAAAGUCUUGUAAUUUUGCCGUCACAGCAGCAAGACUGAUGGUAGAUGAAAAGGAUCAUGGGAUACAGAUGUUUAUUGUUCAGUUGCGUGAUCUGGAUACCCACCAACCUUUGCCUGGUAUAACAGUUGGAGACAUUGGAGCCAAAUUCUCUACUUUGAUGAAUGCAUCAGACAAUGGAUUUCUCAAGUUUGAUCAUGUUCGGAUUCCUCUAAACCAGAUGCUUAUGGGACUAGCAAAGCUCUCACCUGAUGGCACCUUAACGAAGGUGGGAAACUCGAAGCUUUUGUACGGCUCUAUGAGUUAUGUGCGAGCAACAAUUGUUACGGAUUCUUUUUGGUUGCUCUCCCAAGCAAUCACCAUUGCUAUGCGUUACAGUGUAGUGCGACGGCAAGGUCAACUCAAGGCAGAUGAGUCUGAGACCCAGAUUAUCGACUACAAGACACAGCAAUAUAAAUUGUUACCAGGUUUAGCUAUGGCUUACGCAACAAAGUUUGCGUUAGACCAUGUGUGGAGAUUUUAUGAACACUGCCAAAGGAAUUUUGUGGCUGGAGACUUCUCUCUGUUACCAGAGCUUCACGCAAUCACGAGUGGUCUGAAAGCGUUCACAUCCUCAACAGCCAUGCGUCAUGCAGAGACGUGCCGACUGGCUUGUGGUGGACAUGGCUACUUACUGUACAGCGGUCUUCCUGAUUUUUAUGCAUUGAUAAAUGCUUCCUGCACGUACGAGGGAGAUAAUGACGUUCUCUACUUGCAAGUCGCAAGGUAUCUGGUAAAAAUCGCCUCACAAGCUCAAGAAGGGAAGACUCUUCCUGCCCCACUUAAAUUCUUUUCACGGAAAUGUGAACAGUGUCCAGUUAUGAACGGAGAGGGAUUUUUGGAACCUGAAGUGCAAAGAACAAUUUAUCAGGACAGAACGGCAAGUGAACUACGAACUGUAGCAGGAACACUGCAAAGGAGAAUACUUUCUGGAAUGGAUCCUGCCGGUGCGUGGAAUGACCUGUCUGUAGACUUAGUGCGUUGUGCGAAGGGCUACAGUAACUGUGUAUUUGUUUGCUAUGUAUUGGAUUCAAUGAAGAACCUUUCUGGUGUCAGCCCUAGUUCACGUAGGGUUCUAAAAUCUCUAUCAGACUUAUUUGUUCUAUGGGGUAUUACUGAAAACUCGGGUAGUUUUCUUGAGGCUGGAAUUCUGAGCUGCAGCCAAAUUCAAACCAUUCGACAGCAAGUUUAUGCAUUAAUGGAAAAGCUCAGACCUGAAGCAGUAGCUCUGGUGGACGCGUUCGAUCACUCAGAUUACGUACUCAACUCACCGCUGGGUCGCUUCGAUGGCAACGUGUACGAAGACCUUUUCAGAUGGGCUCAAAGAUCAGAACUGAAUGAUAAGGAGGUACAGCCAGGUUACUACAAGUAUCUGCAGCCGUUGAUGCGUGGUAGCAAAUCCAAACUGUAGUUAUAUUUUACCAAACUAUCUCGCGCACGGCAUAUAUCGUGGUGGAAUUCAAUCUUUCAUGGCUGAGUUGCCGGAGAAACCUUUUGGCCUGUUUUUGUUUUUGCGUAAUUCCACAGAAAAGAGUCACAAAGGAAGCAUGGCUGUAGAUAAAUAACUACACGUUCAACGCCACAAAGCAAAUGCACAUUUAAUUUAUUUUCCAGAUGGACGUCUAUUUAGAUGUCAAGAUUUGUGGAGACGUGUGUGUAAUUCGACCGCAAUAAGUAAUGAAUACAAAUAUCUAAGAACAAAAUACAAUUACUCCCUGUAGAAUAUUACCACAUUCAUUGAUUUUUCUGUGUGAUUAGAAGUGUGACCAGGUUAUUUACCCUUUCCACGGGGUAUCGUGCUGCUGCGUUAGAUGAGGAAUACGUUUCCUCAUAUUUUUUGGCGUAUCUGGUGUAGCACAGGUUCUUUUUGGAGAACCCUUCAGUUUCAGAGCACACAUGUUAAGAUUGUCAUGAUCUGGAUGCGUUUACUACAAGACUGACUGACUUGUCCUAAAUAAACUUUUCACAUUGAA